Molecule: messenger RNA, 1173 nt
Organism: Aureobasidium subglaciale EXF-2481
Lineage: Eukaryota; Fungi; Ascomycota; Dothideomycetes; Dothideales; Saccotheciaceae
Exons: 1
Coding region: 248-985 (245 amino acids)
Source: RefSeq, a predicted model, not a curated record
AAGCGUCGAAGAAACAACCUAUAUCGUGGCAUGACGAAGAUGAUGCUUGACAUGGCACGACUCCCGCUUCCUCGAAUUGGUUCGUGGACCAUGAGUAAUAGUGGUACAGUCUCGCUCACCAAUCGGCCUCUCUCCGAUUGGACUGGGUUCUGGAACAAGUACAAUGUCCCAACAUGUAUACCCAGGGUAUUUGGACGAUUCCCAAACUCGACAUUGAUUCAGGAAAAGUCUGAUAUGUGUCUAGGGUAUGACCUACGGCUCUACCGAGUCCUUUGUUCAGGACGUGAUUAGAUAUCAGGACAGCCGUAUGCGUCAUCAACCCAACGCUAUGCUUGACAAGGCAGACGGAAUCUUACAGUUGUCAUCAUUAGUAGCCUUGAGAGCACUUGUGCCUCACUUCUUCGAUCAGACUUCUCGCCAUGGACCCUUCGUACUCAGUCUGGUUGAUAUGCACCAAGCUAAUAUAUUCGUUGACGAUGACUGCAACAUUGUUGGUCUGAUCGAUCUCGAAUUCGCACCAGUCGGACCGAUACAUGUGACUCGAGUACCGAACUGGCUCACUGACCGAGCUAUAGACGACAUGAAGAGCUCCAACUUGGACGAGUUCAAAGCCCAGUAUGAUGAGUUCGUAAGCACUCUGGAAGAUGAGGAGGCUUUGCAAGGACAGGACAGCUCGUACAGCCAGCGGCUGCGAGAGGACUGGCAGACGGGUAGGUUCUGGUAUCUCAUAGCAUUAGCCAGCAUCAAUGCCUUUCCCGCCAUAUUUCGAGACCAUCUCUAUUCAAAGUUCUUCAAAGGCAGGAUCGACGCGAAUUCUAAUGUUGGUGCUCUCGCACAACUUUGGGAUGAGGAUGUUGAUGGCUUCAUUACCGGAAAGUUGGAGGACUAUGAGCGAUACAAGCGCGAGAUCGGUAAUAUCUUCGCUGCUGCCAGAGCUCGAGAGGUCAAGUCCAAAGAUAAUGGUACUGUGACGGACAAAGAGUAGAUAGAACUCAAGCCCACUCUCGCAAAGGCACACCAGCUCAGUGAUCUUUGAUCGAGCAAACACAGUAGAUAUCUGGUUGGCACGGCGCAAGCACGCAUCCAUCAAUCACGUCAACACACGCGAUCCACUCCACAAAGCUGGUCUCACAAUACAAUCCUCCAAAGGUCUUUCGAGACUUCCGAAAAAGA